Messenger RNA from Nicrophorus vespilloides, 2091 nucleotides. RefSeq names its product extensin. The record is from RefSeq and is a predicted model, not a curated record. The transcript has 2 exons. Lineage: Eukaryota; Metazoa; Arthropoda; Insecta; Coleoptera; Silphidae. The coding region runs from base 476 to 2029 and encodes 517 amino acids.
UAGAGGCAGCAGUUCGAUUUUGAAGUGUAAUAAAGAAAGUGUGUUUCUCACUUAGGUCUAAAUAUAUAUUAAUAACCACCAUAAACAAUUCGCGUUGUUUGAUAAUUUUGUUAACGCAGCUUUCAAUAUUAGAAACUUAUUAUUCAUAAAAUUGAGCAACAUAGGGGCUGGAUGAUAGAAAAGCGACGGUUUUCACUGCGGUUGCCACAGAGUCGUCGCGAAGUUCGCUUGAAAAUAUUCACAUUGCAAUAGAAGAAUAAAAGCACGCGAAAAAUUGGAUAAAUUCGAUCGGUGCAGAGCCCGUUUUCUAAAAUUGUAUUGGUGUAGGAAGGAAUUCGCCUCUUCCACCAUAAAGUCCUAUUGGAGAUAUAAAGAUCAUCCUACCGGUUCCGACCGUGACAGUAUUUUCUAAACCGCCGACCCACUAAGUUACUGGCGUUGAAGACCAUCCGCGGUCUAUCAUUAUAUUACAAUUAUGCGCUUCCCACAAUCUUUGCUAUUGUUGUGCUGGCUUGUGGUCCUCGGUAAGUGCAUUCCAGAGGAGGAGAUCGUGUCUUCGUCAGAGGAGGACUUUGAUUCGAGUAUUACAAGGGCAAAAAGGGAACCUCCUAUUAUAAUUUACCGAAGUCCUCCAAAAUAUUACUCUCCCCGAAGACGACCUAAACCUUACUACAGUGCUUCUAGACCGGUCUACGGGCCUCCUAAAUCUAAGUACGGACCGCCGAAGUCAAAAUAUGGACCACCAUCGUUUUCAUUCUCCCCAAACUUUGUGUACAGUGCUCCGCCAACCAGUUACGGACCUCCACCCUCGUACUCGCCGCCGUCUAGUUAUGGACCGCCUUCUAUAAGUUUUGGUCCAACGAGUUUCGGACCUACUAGUUACGGACCGCCGUCGUCCAGCUAUGGACCGCCGAGUUCGAAUUAUGGACCACCGAAUUUAAAUUACGGACCGCCAACUACAAGUUACGGACCGCCUACAGGCAGUUACGAGCCACCGUCUACCAGCUUUAGCCCUCCUUCUCAUAGUUAUGGUCCUCCGAGCACGAAUUAUGGACCACCAAAUUCAAAUUACGGACCGCCAAGUCCUAAUAUCGGACCACCAAAUUCAAAUUACGGACCGCCAAGUCCUAAUAUCGGACCACCAAAUUCAAAUUACGGACCACCGACUUCCAAUUACGGUCCACCAACUUCCAGCUACGGUCCUCCUACUUCUAGUUAUGGACCUCCUCCAAGCGGUUAUGGACCACCAAGUUCUAACUACGGUCCUCCUACAUCGAAUUACGGACCGCCGUCGUCCACCUACGAACCUGCCCAAAACUAUGGCCCUCCAACAUCAUCAUAUGGUCCACCAUCUACCAAUUAUGGAUCUCCGGUUAUCGAUAAUAGUUAUGACAGUCCUCCACCAAGUUUCGCAAAGCCAUCGUCCGAAUAUGGAGGACCUGUGCCGAGCUUCGGUCCGCCCUCGACCUUCGAUAAUCCACCGUCGAAAUUCCAUACUUCUUACAAUGCGCCAUCGGCAAACUACGGGACACCUCAGGAAACCUACAGCCAACCAUACCCUCCGCAAUCGUACGAAAUCCCACAUAUAGAUAGCGUUGGACCUUACGAUAACUCUCCUCCGUCGAGUUAUGGAACUCCUGGAGCAGUAACAUCAUACGGCACUCCAGUGCAAUCGAAACCACCUUCGAAUGCCUACGUCACGCCGCACAAGCGUCAGGAAUUCAGUGACUUUAGUGGAGAAAGCUUUGAUUCACCACCAGACAUAUUUGGCUCAUCGACUAACUUAAAGUUAACCACUCAGAACCGUGCAAAUGAAACAUCGACAGACAGAUUUUCAAAUCAUAACUACGAUGGUCCAGGGGUUUUGGAAGACACACCGAUCGAAGUUUUCAUAAAUAACAAGAGGUAUGGGAACAAGCUUCCAUCCUCGAAAUCCAUUAAGAAACCUACUAAUAUAACGGACAAUCCCAAGUUAACAACCGAAAUUAGCGAGUUAACAUCUAAUGGUUUAAAAUCAACCAAUCAAUAGUUCGCGUAUUAUCCAAACGUCAGACUUAUUUAUUAUUAUUAUUUCUAGUAUUUAUAUUUAAG